This is a messenger RNA of Hevea brasiliensis (rubber tree), 5915 nucleotides long. RefSeq names its product COP1-interactive protein 1. The transcript has 4 exons. Gene Ontology annotation, molecular function: actin binding. The record is from RefSeq and is a predicted model, not a curated record. NCBI's taxonomy places the organism in Eukaryota, Viridiplantae, Streptophyta, Magnoliopsida, Malpighiales, Euphorbiaceae. The coding region runs from base 346 to 5751 and encodes 1801 amino acids.
UUUGAGUGCUCUAAUCCAAACAAAACCACUUUCCGUUUAAUUCUUUUUUUAAUUAAAUAGAAAUAAAUCUCUCUCUCUCCAUCUCAUUGGAGACACUGCUUCUCUUUCUCUUGGUUCUCUCUCUUCUGAGCGUUUCCUUUUAGGUUCUCCGUUACUGAAAUCGAGAUUUUCAGCUCUGAUUUAGAGAUUGGUAUUGCAGAACAUUGGUGAAGCUUUCUGAAGAAGACUAGACGGGGAAAGCGAACCAUAAAAGAGAAAUUUCCUGAUUUUAAAAUUUUGGGUGCAAGAUGACUCCUUGUCUUAAUGUUCUUGACAAGGAAAACUAAUUGAAAAUUCAAAGAGAAGAUGACAAGGCGGCGGUGGAGAGAGUCUAUAAAAUCAUUCUUUGGUAGUCAUAUUGAUUCAGAGCAAGAUGAACAGCUAAAAGGCACUAAAACAGAAAUUGAGAACAAAGUAAAGAAGAUCUUGAAGCUUCUCAAAGAGGAAGACGUCGAAGAAAAUGAUGGGCUCUCAGUAGAAAACUCCAAAAAAGAACCUCUGGUUGAGCUAAUUGAGGAUUUCCACAAACAUUACCAAUUGCUUUAUGAACAAUAUGAUCAUCUGACUGGAGAGCUAAGAAAGAAAUUUCAUGGGAAACAAGGAGCAGAGACCUCUUCAUCGAGCUCAGACUCAGAAUCUGAUUAUUCUUCCAAAGACAAAGGAAGUAAAAAUGGAAAACUCGAAAGUGAAUAUCAGAAGAUAACAGAUGUCAUAAAGCAAGAACUUGAAAUGAAAAAUCUAGAAGUUGCAGAACUGAAGGGUAAGUUUACUGCUACCACUGAAGAAAAGGAAGCUUUAAAUUUGGAACAUCAGACAGCUUUAAGCAAAAUACAAGCAGCAGAGGAGAUCAGUAAAAAGUUGAAGUUUGAAGUUGAAAGACUAGAUGUGGAGAAAGAAAAACUUUUGGUUGAGAAUGGAGAGUUGAAGCAAAACCUUGAUGCUUCUGGCAAUAUAGAAGCAGAACUGACCAAGAGAUUGGAGGAGAUGAGCAAAGAGAAGGAUAACUUGAUUGUGGAGAAAGAGAAUGCUAUUAGAAGGAUUGAGGAAGGAGAGAAAACAAUAGAAGAGUUAAAAAUUGUUGCUAAUCAACUGCAAGAAGAGAAGGUAGUUCUUGGGCAAGAACUAGAAAGUUCCAGAGCAGAAGUUGCCAGUAUGAAGCAGCAACUAGAAUAUGAAGAGUUGCAAGUGUCAGAUUUAAGCCAAAAAUUGACACAUUCUGAUGAAGAAAAUAAAUCUCUUGCCUCGUCAAUUUUGGUACAGAAUUCAAGAUUGGAAGAUAUGACCAGAGAGAAAGACAACCUGCUAAUGGAGAAAGAGACUGCUGUGAGAAGAAUUGAAGAGAUAGAGAAGACUAUUGAAGACUUAAGAACCUUGGCUGAUCGAUUGCAGGAUGAGAAAACAACGCUGGGGCAAGAAAUAGAAACUGUUAGAGAGGAACUUUCCAGCAGGAAGCAGCAAAUGGAAUCUACAGAGCAGAUGGUAUCAGUUCUUAAUCACAGUUUGGAAGUUGCUGAUGAAGAAAAAGUAAUUCUUGGGCAAGAACUAGAAAGUUUUAGAGCAGAAGUUGCCAGCAUUAAGCAGCAACUAGAAUCUGCAGAGCUGCAAGUGUCAGAUUUAAGCCAAAAGUUGACACAUUCUGAGGAAGAAAAUAAAUCUCUUACCUCGUCAAUUUUGGUUCUGAAUUCAAGAUUGGAAGAUAUGACUAGAGAGAAAGACAAUGUGCUCACGGAGAAGGAGACUGCUGUGGGAAGAAUUGAAGAGGUAGAGAAGACUAUUGAAGAAUUAAGAACCUCGGCUGAUCGAUUGCAGGAUGAGAAAACAACGCUGGGGCAAGAGAUAGAAACUGUUAGAGAGGAACUUUCCAGCAGGAAGCAGCAAAUGGAAUCUACAGAGCAGAUGGUAUCAGAUCUUAGUCACAGUUUGGAAGUUGCUGAUGAAGAGAAGGUAGUCCUUGGGCAAGAAAUAGAAAGUUUUAGAGCAGAAGUUGCUAGUAUGAAGCAGCAACUAGAAUCUGCCGAGAUGCAAGUUUCAGAGUUAAGCCAAAAAUUGACACAUUCUGAGGAAGAAAAUAAAUCUCUUACCUCGUCAAUUUUGGUACAGAAUUCAAGAUUGGAAGAUAUGACUAGAGAGAAAGACAGCCUGCUCACAGAGAAAGAGACUGCUUUGAGAAGAAUUGAAGAGAUAGAGAAGACCAUUGAAGACUUGAGAACCUUGGCUGAUCAAUUGCAGGAUGAGAAAACAAGGCUGGGGCAAGAAAUAGAAACUCUUAGAGAGGAACUUUCCAGCAGGACGCAGCAACUGGAAUCUACAGAGCAGAUGAUAUCAGAUCUUAAUCACAGUUUGGAAGUUGCUGAUGAAGAGAAGGUAGUCCUUGGGCAAGAAAUAGAAAGUUUUAGAGCAGAAGUUGCUAGUAUGAAGCAGCUACUAGAAUCUGCCGAGAUGCAAGUUUCAGAGUUAAGCCAAAAAUUGACACAUUCUGAGGAAGAAAAUAAAUCUCUUACCUCGUCAAUUUUGGUACAGAAUUCAAGAUUGGAAGAUAUGACUAGAGAGAAAGACAGCCUGCUCACAGAGAAAGAGACUGCUUUGAGAAGAAUUGAAGAGAUAGAGAAGACCAUUGAAGACUUGAGAACCUUGACUGAUCAAUUGCAGGAUGAGAAAACAAGGCUGGGGCAAGAAAUAGAAACUCUUAGAGAGGAACUUUCCAGCAGGACGCAGCAACUGGAAUCUACAGAGCAGAUGAUAUUAGAUCUUAAUCACGGUUUGGAAGUUGCUGACGAAGAAAAGGUAGUUCUUGGCCAAGAACUAGAAACUUUUAGAGCAGAAUUUGCCAGUAUGAAGCAGCAACUAGAAUAUGCAGAGUUGCAAGUGUCAGAUUUAAGCCAAAAAUUGACACAUUCUAAGGAAGAAAAUAAAUCUCUUACCUCGUCAAUUUUGGUACAGGAUUCAAGAUUGGAAGAUAUGACUAGAGAGAAAGACAGCCUGCUCACAGAGAAAGAGACUGCUUUGAGAAGAAUUGAAGAGAUAGAGAAGACCACUGAGGACUUGAGAAUCUUGGCUGGUCAAUUGCAGGAUGAGAAAACAAGGCUGGGGCAAGAAAUAGAAAUUCUUAGAGAGGAACUUUCCAGCAGGAGGCAGCAACUGGAAUCUACAGAGCAGAUGAUAUCAGAUCUUAAUCACAGUUUGGAAGUUGCUGACAAAGAAAAGGUUGUUCUUGGGCAAGAACUAGAAAGUUUUAGAGCAGAAUUUGCCAGUAUUAAGCAGCAACUAGAAUCUGCAGAGCUGCAAGUGUCAGAUUUAAGCCAAAAAUUGACACAUUCUGAGGAAGAAAAUAAAUCUCUUACCUCAUCAAUAUUGGUACAGAAUUCAAGAUUGGAAGGUAUGACUAGAGAGAAAGACAACAUGCUCAUGGAGAAAGAGACUGCUGUGAGAAGAAUUGAUGAGAUAGAGAAGACUAUUGAAGACUUAAGAACCUUGGCUGAUCGAUUGCAGGACGAGAAAAUAAUACUGGGGCAAGAAAUAGAAACUCUCAGAGAGGAACUUUCCAGCAAGAAGCAGCAACUGGAAUCUGCAGAGCAAAAGUUAUCAGAUCUUAAUCACAGUUUGGAAGUUGCUUGUGAAGAGAAUGCUUCUCUAACCUUAAAAGUUUCAGAAAUUUCAAAUGAGAUUCAGCUGGCACAUAAUACAAUACCAGAACUCCUGUCUGAAUCAGGUCAACUAAAGGAGAAAUUGAUUGAGAAGGAAAGGGAGUUAUCAUCUCUUGCAGAGACGCACAAGGCACAUGGUAAUGAAUCAUCAGCUCAGAUAGAGCAAUUAAAGGCUCAAGUGACUGGCCUGGAACUGGAGCUGGAGUCAUUGAGAGCCCAGAAUAGAGAUAUGGAGGUGCAGAUUGACAGCAAAGUGUCUGAAGUAAAAGGAGUGAAAGAAGAUAACUUAAUACUAAAGGCCCAAAUUUCAGAACUUGAAAUGAUGUCAAAAGAGAGAGGAGAUGAACUGUCUGCUCUCACAAAGAAACUUGAUGUUAAUGAGAAAGAAUCAUUGUCUAGAGUCGAAAGCCUGACAUCACAAGUCAACACUCUUCUAGCAGACUUGGAAUCUUUACACACACAGAAAGCAGAGUUGGAAGAACAUAUGAUAAUUAAGGGAAAUGAAGCAUCAAUUCAAGUCAAGGGUCUCAUAGAUCAAGUUAGUGAGUUACAACAGCAACUGGAGUCCUUGCAAAAUGAGAAAGCUGAACUGGAAGUGCAACUGGAGAAAAAAACUCAAGAAACUUUCCUGGUUCAGCUUCAGAUGGAAAAUCUGAAAGAGGAGAUAGCACACAAGACUGAAGAUUAUCAGAGAAUGCUUGGGGAGAGAGAAAACUUGACAGUGCAAAUGAAAAAUCUGGAAUUGGAGGUGGAGAAUUUACACAACCAGAAAAUUGAUCUUGAAGAGCAAGUAAGAACUGAAAUCAAAGAAAGGGGGACGUUAGAAGAGGAAAUGCUGGGGUUACAGAAUAAAAUUUUUGAAUUGGAAAGAACAUCAACAGAGAGAGGGCUAGAGUUCUCUGCGCUCCAGGAGCGACAAGAAAAAGGAGAGACUGAAGCUUCUGCUCAGAUAAUGGCCUUAACUUUACAGGCUGACAAUCUGCAACUGGAAUUAGAUUCCUUACUGGCUGAGAAAAAUCAAUUGCAGUUGCAGCUUGAGAAAGAGAAACAAAUAUUUUCAGAAAGCCAGACAGAAAUGGAAAAUCAGAAGUCUCAGUUCAUAAGCAAAAUUGCAGAUCAGCAAAAAAUGCUGGCGGAACAGGAGGAGGCAUACAAGAAGCUGAGUGAGGAGUACAAGCAAGUGGAAGGUUGGUUCCAGGAGAGCAAGGAAAAUCUCAAAGCAGUUGAAAGGAAAGUAGAAGAAAUGGCAGAAGAAUUCCAGAAGAAUACUGAUUCCAAAGAUCAGAUAGUUGCUGAAAUGGAAGAAACAAUUGAGGACCUGAAAAGAGAUCUUGAAGUAAAAGGAGAUGAUUUGAAUACGUUGGUUGAGAAUGUCCGCAAUAUUGAAGUUAAGCUCCGGUUGUCGAACCAGAAGCUCCGGGUCACGGAACAAUUACUAGCUGAGAAGGAAGAGAGCUCUAGGAAAGCAGAAGCAAGUUAUCAGCAAGAGCUGAGAGUGCUGGAGGAAAGGAUUGCUACGUUGUCUGGGAUAAUAGCUGCUACCAAUGAAGCUUGUAAGAGGAUGGUCACAGAUAUUUCAGUGAAAGUAAACGGUACUUUGACAGGAGUAGAAGCUUUGACCCAAAAAUUUGAAGAGGAAUGUGACAACAAUGUACAGUGUAUUUUGGGAAUGUCAAAUGAGAUUCAGAUUGCAAAAAAUAGGCUAAUAGAGAUGAAGAAUGAGAAGAGACAACUUGGACAAGAAGUAGGCGAUCUAGUACUGCAACUGCAAGUUACAAAAGAACGGGAAUCAGCAUUGAGAGAGAAGGUUGAACAACUAGAGAUCAAGGUGAAAAAGGAUGAAGGGGAGAUAGAUAACUUAACUAUAGCUGUCAACCAAUUGGAGGAAAAGUUGGCAGCAUCAGAGAAGUUGAUGAAAGAGAGGGAUGAAAGUAUAUUAGACCUGGGAGAGGAGAAGAGGGAGGCAAUAAGGCAGCUGUGCUUGUGGAUUGAUUAUCACCGCAGCCGCUGUGAUUAUCUCAGAGAAAUUCUGUCGAAGAUGCCUGUGAGAGGCCAGAGGGUGGCUUAGAAAUCGAUAUUUCUUAUCCCUGUACAUUCAACUGGGUAUUUUGUGGCAUAUAAUGUUUUCAUUGCUUCAUUUUUUAUAAAGGCAUUGUGAAUGUCAACAUAUUUAGGUGAUGGUUGAACGUUACUAGUUAUCAUAUAUCGUAAGGCUUGCUUGCAUUCGAUUCA